This is a messenger RNA of Silurus meridionalis, 4220 nucleotides long. RefSeq names its product SH3 and PX domains 2B (gene sh3pxd2b). Gene Ontology annotation, molecular function: superoxide-generating NADPH oxidase activator activity; phosphatidylinositol binding; protein binding. Gene Ontology annotation, cellular component: cytoplasm. The coding region runs from base 683 to 3367 and encodes 894 amino acids. Gene Ontology annotation, biological process: superoxide anion generation. NCBI's taxonomy places the organism in Eukaryota, Metazoa, Chordata, Actinopteri, Siluriformes, Siluridae. The record is from RefSeq and is a predicted model, not a curated record. The transcript has 15 exons.
AAAUUGUGAGUUUAUCAGUAGCAGCAUUCAAGUUACAGUUUCAUCCUGAAAUUCCCACAUCCAACAUGAAGUUCUUUUCCUGCUUCUGCUUCCACGGCGUGUCGGAUUCAACACAUCAGCACUUUAACUAUUAUAUAUAUAUAUUAGUCAUUUUUUUAGACGUAAUAAACAUCUAUAAAUCCUGGUUUAAUAAAUUAUAGCGCAUGAAAUAAACAGGUGAAUAAAAUAAAAGCAGCAGAGCAGAAGUGAAAACACGUUUAGAGAGAAGAUCGUGCGUUAGAAAUAAAAAGAUCUACAAUCUUGAAGAUGACGAUUUUUUAUUGCUAAAGAAACGCGCACUCGGGUAUGACGUCAUCACGAACGCCGCCUGGUGUGGUUUUAAUUCCCGGAGCGGAAACGGAGCGCGCGGCCCCUUUAAGGCAAACAGCGGUUCCGGAGAGGCUCCUGGAAGUUCAGGAGAAAAUCGCUGUGUUCAGUCCUACGUGGACUUCCAACACACACACACACACACACACACACACAGUUUAAUCUUCCCAGAACACACACACUUCAGUCCUCUAAAACUUUCGCACCUUUGGAUCUGUGCGGUUCUUCUGCUGCUGAAUUGCUCAGUACCUUCACGGAAUCUCUUCUCCUUCUUCUCCUUCUUCUCCUUCUCCUGUUCCUCCUGAUCCACGCCAACAUGCCGCGGCGGACUGUCCAGGAUGUCACAGUUCAGGAUGUCCAGAAGAGAAGGAAUCCCAGCAAACAUUAUGUUUACAUCAUUAAGGUGUGGUGGUCUGAUGGCAGCACUGAGCUCAUCUUCAGGCGUUACAGUAAAUUCUUCGACCUGCAGAUGGAGCUUCUGGACAAGUUCCCUGUGGAAGGAGGACAAAAGGAUCCAAAACGGAGAAUCAUCCCCUUCCUGCCAGGAAAGAUUUUGUUCAGGAGGAGUCACAUCAGAGACGUGGCCAUGAAACGCCUGAGACCCAUAAACGAGUACUGCAGGGCCCUGAUCCAGCUGCCGGUCUAUAUUUCUCAGUGUGAAGAGGUGCGUGUGUUCUUCGAGACUCGACCUGAAGACCUGAACCCCCCCACUGAUGAACCCAUGGGGAAGAAGAAAUCAGGCAUUGUGGAGAGAGCGACUUCUUUUCUGAAGCGAGGAGAUUCGAGCGCCACCGACCCGCUGCUCCUGGACCAGUAUGUCGCUGUCACAGACUACGAGAAGCAGGAGAGCUCUGAGAUCAGCCUCCAAGUCGGCCAGGUGGUGGAGGUCAUCGAGAAGAACGAGUCAGGUUGGUGGUUUGUGAGUUCGGAGGAUGCUCAGGGUUGGGUUCCUGCCACCUGCCUGGAGGCUCAGGAUGAUCCUGAUGAUUUCACUCACACAGAAGAAGUGUGCCGGAGGUUCUGGUCACUGCCGAGACUCGCGGGUCGGCGCCGCACGUUAGGCGAUCUGUUCGGUCUCAGUUUCAGGCAAGAAGAGAAGCACGUGGUGAUUUAUCCGUACUCUGCUCGCGAUCAGGAUGAAAUGGAUCUGGAGAAGGGGAUGACCGUGGAGGUGAUCGAGAAAAAUCUAGAAGGCUGGUGGAAAAUCAGGUAUCAGGGGAAGGAAGGAUGGGCUCCGGCAUCGUAUCUGAAAAAAUCCGACGUUUCGAGCCAAAAAAUGUCGUCGCACUCGAGCGCUAACGAUUUAGACGGCGCGUGUAAACAACAAGGAAGCAACAAGGAGAACCAGAGAGAAAGAUUCAGUCCGUUUAACGACAAGAAAAAAGCAGAUGUGCGUCAGCGACCUCCUCCACGCCGAGAUCUUUCAAUACCCCGUGGCACGAACCUGCCCAAGCCGCCAGUGCCCCCGCAGGUAGAGGAGGAGUACUACACCAUCGCAGACUUUCAGACCACCAUCCCAGACGGAAUCAGUUUCCAGGCUGGAGUUAAAGUCGAGGUCAUUGAGAAGAACUCGAGUGGAUGGUGGUACAUUCAGAUUGAAGAUAAAGAAGGUUGGGCUCCAGUCACCUUCCUGGAUAAAUAUAAGAAGACCAGCAACGCUUCCAGACCUAAUUUUCUAGCUCCUCUGCCUGGAGAAAUGGCUCAGCUAAAGCUGGAGGACAGUUCCCUUAACAACCACAGCGCAGAAGAUAACUGGUCCAAACCUCUUCCUGACGAGCCGUCCUCCACCGCCGACUUCGCCACUCGUCCCAAACUCAGAGACUGGAAGUCCAACGCCGUCAAGAACAACUCACCUUUCUCCAGCAUGUUGCCUCCAGCUCCAUCUUUACCUCCUGCUGAGGAGAAACCAGCCCUUCCACCCAGGAGAGAGUCCAUCAACAAAAGCCUGGAGUUAGAGGAGAAACUGAAAUCUGACGUCUCCAAACCGCUUCCUCCCAAACCUCCGGCUCCUGGCGUCAUCAUGCCCAUGGUUUCUCCCAAACCUGCUCCGCUCAAAUCGGAAAAGUCUCUGGAAACGAAGAAGGAUGAGAAGAACAAGCCGCUGCACUUGAAGAAUGAGAUGGGGUUGGAAUGCGGCCACAAGAUUUCUGCCAAAGAGGUGAAGAAAUUCAACCUGAAGCCGGUGCCCAAGCAGCCACCAAAACCCAAACCCGAGAACCAAGAAGAAAAAGCGGAAUCAGCUGCUCCUGCGCCUUUCCUCAAACCAAAACCCGUCGUUAAACCCAAACCUCCUCCAGCCGCAAAACCGGAACCGCCGAGCAAGAACGAGCUCGACAUCACAAACCUGAGGAGCAAGUUACGACCAUCUAAACUCCCCGAUGCAGACUCCAGCCAGCAGGAUGGCACUUCCUCCAACAACGGCGAACCGAAAUCUCCACCCAAACAACAAAACGGUCACGAAGCUGUAGAAAUCCCUAAACCGCAAAUACCCGGUCCUAGAGAACCGCCUCAGAGGCCCAGCUCUGGCCCGAGACGACCUCCUCCCCCGAAAAAGUCUCCAGAACCUGAAACCAAACCAAUUUCCACAGAGAUCAAAGCUCCUCUGAAGGACAUUCAGGAGAACAAGCCUGCUCACAUUUCUCAAACCCGACCACCGCCUCCUAAACCAAAAGCAGUCGCAGCUCCGGCUUUCAAAGACAAGGAGAAGGAGGAAUCCCCGAAAGUCAAGGUUCCGGUUCCUCCCAAACCGCUGGUUAAAGGCGAUAAACCGCAGCCUCCGAGAGAUAAACUCCCUCCGCUGAUCAAAGAUCCGUCGAAGGAAGAGCUUUUCUUAGCCGUGGCAGCCUUCGAAGGAGACGAGCAAACUCCAGGGUUCAAAGAAGGUGCUGUGUUCGAGGUUCUCGAGAGAAACAGCACGGGUUGGUGGUUUUGCAAAAAUAUAAGCGAUGGUUUAAUGUCCGAGGGCUGGAUCCCUUCCAAUUACUUAGCUAAGAAACACUAGGUACCUGUCCGAGCUCCACUCCGUUGUUUUCCCUCCAUAUUUAAUUAGUCCGUGUUAUUUAUGGUACCUUUACGAUCGAAGUCUGGUUACAUUCCAUUCUGUUGCGAGUUCAGACGUUUCAUCGUUUUACUGUCCCUUUUUUUUAGGGACCUUUGGGGUGGAAGUCUUUUAUUUUUGACAUCUUUGAGAGAAAAGAACACAAGCGAGUACCGCAUUUCUAAUCCCGUGUUAUUUUUCUUUUUUAUGCAUGCUAAUUAAACUCGUACUAUUUUUAUAUUUAUAUUGAUCUUUAGCGCUAUAACAGACUAGCAGUUUACGUAUAAAUGACUUCCUGCAGCCUUUCCACUAUCUAUUGUGCCUCAAUAUUAUUAUAUUAUUAACAAUAUUAAAAGUUCUCCGAGCGUCUAUACUUUUAAAACGUCUCGAAUGUAGAAGUCGGCGAUCGGAAUCGGACACGGAUUAUAAAGCGGGUGGUCUGUAAACAUUUGUUCUUUUUCCGGGGAGGAACAAGGCUUGUGCUUCCGUGUGUUUCUAUGACAACGCAGAAAACCUUUAUAAAAAGUGUUUUUAUAGUCCUCUUAUUUUUGCUAUAUUCGCUUGUUUUCUAGUUGCGUCCUGAGCGAUUUUGUUGCAAUACUUCAACUUGCACAUCUUUUUGUUUGUUUUUUAAAGGGGGACACAUCGAUAAUGAAGAAAACACACACACACACACACACACACACACACACAGUAAAGUUAGGAAACACAUUCCUGAGUUUGUCUCUCAAAAACCACAAAACUUAGGAAUGUAACAGUCUGACGAUUGUUUUUGACUAAACAAAUCUAAAUGUCUAUAAAUUCACUAUUGAAUUCA